Ictalurus punctatus (channel catfish) is the source of this 3490-nucleotide messenger RNA. Its product is annotated as protein Hook homolog 3. Lineage: Eukaryota; Metazoa; Chordata; Actinopteri; Siluriformes; Ictaluridae. Bases 806 to 2107 code for a protein of 433 amino acids. The transcript is spliced from 13 exons. The record is from RefSeq and is a predicted model, not a curated record. Gene Ontology annotation, biological process: regulation of DNA-templated transcription.
UUACAGGCACAGCUAAACUAUCAGUGUAUGGGUUUAGAUGCUACAGAGCCAAUCAGAGUGCGUUAUCUGUCCUUAUGCUCUGCUCCUAUCAUGUAAACAGGAACUCAUAUGGAUAUGGACAUGUACACACCUUGUUUUCCUGUUCGUGUACACAGGCGGUGGACGCAUGCGCAUUACGACAACUAGCACCCCGAACGCAAAACGUCGGCAAAAUAGUCCCAAUCGUUUGUGCCGUAAAAGUGUUCGUGUGCUGCUUCGGUUUUGGAGAUAUUAAAAGAAUAUUUAUAGGUCAUUCUGAGGUCACUCAGCCCCCCACAUGCUCCAAAUUCACCCUAAAUAGAAUCAAUCGUUUGUGCUGCUUCCGUUUUUAAAAUAUUUGACGUUGAUUUAUGGUGCGAUGACGUCACCAAACCAGGACUAAAUAUUUGUGCGCGUGCGUGUGUGUGCGUGCGUGCACGAGAGAGAGAGAUUUGUCUGGAAACAUCCAUAUUUAUGUGUCAGUGUUAUAGUACAAGCAAUAAUCAGUUUCUGGAUAGUAGGAGAUGAGAAAAUUAAAUAACUCGUAAGUCUGCCUUUAUAAACAUAUUAGAAAGAGGAGGUUUACAUGAUCCAUCAGUCAUAAAUGGAAGUAAUGCAUCUACAUAAUGCACUUUUCAGCCUGGAUUUGCGAAUAUUCUGGAAUGUGUUCUGUGAUUGUGACGUCAUAGAAGAAGCUUCUGUCAAAGAUUAGGAACAGAAACGCAGCGUUUCAGUGUUUACUUGAACUUUCUAAUCGACAUGCUGUGUAAUUGAGUUCAGUGCAACAAUGCGACAUUUUGUGAGUUUAGAGCUCUCUCGGGUGGCAGAACUUCCACUGCGCCCCCUGCUGUAUGCGGCCGCAGCUGCAGCUACGGCCGCGGGAGUUUAUUAUUAUCUCAAUAAUCAUGGCGAUGGCGAGAGGACAACGCUGGACCCCGCAGACACAACUCCCACCGAAGACCCAGUGCAGAUGGGCUCUGCAGAGUCUGAUUUGGUGGAGCCAGACUUGAUGUGUGAUGUGGAUGAAGGCAGUGUGACACAGACUGACAGCACUGCCUCACAGACUGACAGCACUGCCUCACAGACUGACAGCAGUGCCUCACAGACUGACAGCAGUGCCUCACAGACUGACAGCACUGCCUCACAGACUGACAGCACUGCCUCACAGACUGACAGCACUGCCUCACAGACUGACAGCACUGCCUCUGAGGUAUCUUUGUCUGAAGCUGAGGAGAAAUAUGAGCUGGAGUCUUGUGCUCGGCUGGAAAACGAGAAGCCCGAACUGCUGUCUGAUGUGAAUGCACUGCAAGACUCAGUGCAGGAAUUGAAGAAAGAGCUCUCUGAAGCCCGGAAAAGGAAUGAUGAGCUAGAAAUGGAGUGUAAUAAAAAAAGUCAGGAGUUGCAGUUGCUGCAGAUCCAGCACAAUGCGAUUAAGACACAUUUACGAAAGGAGUGUGAAGAAGAGCGGCGGGCUCACAGCGAUCUGAAGUCCCAGUACAAUCAGUCGAUGAAAACUUUAACACAGACAGAGGUCUGUCUGGCUGAAGUUGAGGAAAAGAAUGUUUGUGAAAGGUACUCAAAUGAUGAAAUUGUAGAUCACAUGCUUGAACUGCGAGGAAAAAUCUACCAUGACCAUAAGCGUGAACAAAUGAGGCUGGAAUCUGAGCGAGAGAUCUUGCAGUCACAGUACAAAGAGAUAUUCCAACAGUGUGAUGAGUUACUAAUGGACUGUAGGCGAGAACGGGAGGCUCACAAUAUCCUCAAGUCACAGUAUGAUCAUCUGCAGUGUUGGGAAUCUGAGCGAGAGAUUUUGCAGUCACAGUACAAAGAGAUAUUACAACAGUGUGAUGAGUUACUAAUGGAGUGUGUGCGAGAACGGGAGGCUCACAAUAUCCUGAAGUCACAGUACGAUAAUGUGAUAGAAACGUUAACACACAACGAGGAGUUGUUAAAGUACUUCCAGAUCUCCUUGGAUGAAGCUGAGGAAAUAUACUGGCCUGCAAUGGAGUUCAGUACUCAGCUGGAGUCUGACCUCAGUCCAGCAGUAGGAGGAAGAGCUCUGGGAGACACACAAAGUGUGACGAGAUAACAACAGAGCAGAAGCAAGAAUGGGAAGAGCACAGUAUUCUGAAGUUGCAGCACAGAGAGAUGAUGGAAACUUGACUUGUUUUCAUGAAUGCCGGGGAAGAUUCCCCAAUCGACCACCAGAGCUCUCACUCGCCUGAGUUUUAACACUGGACCACAUUACCCAAGAGCCCACUGGACUACGUUACCCAAGAGCCCACUGGACCACAUUACUCAAGAGCCCACUGGACCACAUUACCCAAGAGCCCACUGGACCACAUUACCCAAGAGCCCACUGGACCACAUUACCCAAGAGCCCACUGGACCACAUUACUCAAGAGCCCGCAUGCGUGUAUUAAUUAAAGCACACCUGUUCCUCAUCACUCAGAUUAUCUAACCCUGUGUGUUUGUCUUGGCAGCGUUUCUAAGCGUUGUGAUUUCCUAUGUCAGUGUGAAUGGGUGAAUGAGAAACAGUGUGAAUGGGUGAAUGAGAAACAGUGUGAAUGGGUGAAUGAGAAACAGUGUGAAUGGGUGAAUGAGAAACAGUGUGAAUGGGUGAAUGAGAAACAGUGUGAAUGGGUGAAUGAGAAACAGUGUGAAUGGGUGAAUGAGAAACAGUGUGAAUGGGUGAAUGAGAAACAGUGUGAAUGGGUGAAUGAGAAACUGGGUGAAUGGGUGAAUGAGAAACAGUGUGAAUGGGUGAAUGAGAAACAGUGUGAAUGGGUGAAUGAGAAACAGUGUGAAGUGCUUUGUAGAACCACUAAGGUUAAAUAUAUAUAUUUACCUAUAGGGGAAUUUACAGUUAAAGACCCAGAUGCGACCAGAUACGAUCAAUGAAAACCAGGAGUCCAGAUGCAAUCAAUUGAAGAAAUUUUUACUGAAGAAUAGUUUACAGUCUCGUUAGAAGCAACACUCAGCAAGGAGUUCGUAGGCUGUCCUGCGUUCACACUCAUUACAGCAACAAUUAUACUCUCACACAAUCACUAAGCUAGUCAUCACGUCAGGUUGAAUGAUUGAUUGGGUAAGGCACAGAAAAUUUCCACAUGUGGGCUGUGAGUCAGAAGAAGGUUCUCAUCAAUUAUCUGGAUGUCAGUCACAUCCUGGUUUAGGCACACCGUGAACCACUGAGGCCAUCAAUCUGAGUUUUUAGGCUCCAGUUGUCUCAUCAAAUGAUCAGUUCACCUCCAAACUUCCUGUGACAACAGGGUGCACACACACACACACCCCCAUAAACAGCUUCCUCAAGGUUGGAUUUGGUUGAGCUAUAGCUCUGAUAAGGAAGUUUUCCCAAAACAUACUGAUUAGAUAUAUUUUCUCUCAGUAAGAAGUUCAGACAAUAUUCAUCGUUAUUCUAUAGUGAUAGAAGAUGAAAAGUAAAGUAAAUGCUUUAACUAAGAGCAGUAAAUCU